CCAGCAGGACGAUGGAAAAGCAGCCAGAAGCAGUAAAUCCACGGGAUUUGGGAGGAGCAGGAGGAACGGCCCUGCCAUUCCAGCUGCGGACAGAAGGGAGCAUCCAAAGCCCAGGCGAGGCCCAGAGGAACCAUCGGGGACAAUCCAGCCUCGGGAGGGGACAGGUGCCAUCCUGCUGUGUGUCCUCACCGGGUGCCAUCCUGCUGUGUGUCCUCACUGGGUGCCAUCCUGCUGUGUGUCCCAUGUCCUCACCGGGUGCCAUCCUGCUGUGUGUCCUCACCGGGUGCCAUCCUGCUGUGUGUCCCAUGUCCUCAUCGGGUGCCAUCCUGCCCCGUGUCCUCGCCAAGGGCCACUCCUGUCUGUGUCCUCACCGGGUGCCACUCCUGCCCCAUGUCCUCACCAGGUGCCAUCCUGCUGUGUGUCCUCAUCGGGUGCCAUCCUGCCCAGUGUCCUCACCAGGUGCCAUCCUGCCCAGUGUCCUUGCCAAGGGCCACUCCUGUCUGUGUCCUCACUGGGUGCCAUCCUGCGGUGUGUCCUCACCGGGUGCCACUCCUGUCUGUGUCCUCACCGGGUGCCACUCCUGCCCCGUGUCCUCACCAGGUGCCACUCCUGCCCCGUGUCCUCACCAGGUGCCACUCCUGUCUGUGUCCUCACCAGGUGCCACUCCUGUCUGUGUCCUCACCAGGUGCCACUCCUGUCUGUGUCCUCACCGGGUGCCAUCCUGCUGUGUGUCCUCACUGGGUGCCAUCCUGCCCCGUGUCCUCUCUGGGUGCCACUCCUGCCCCGUGUCCUCACCGGGUGCCAUCCUGCCCCGUGUCCUUGCCAAGGGCCACUCCUGUCUGUGUCCUCACCGGGUGCCACUCCUGCCCUGUGUCCUCACCGCUGGCACGAGGGGGUUCCACAGCUCCUGGGGCCCACGGGAGCUGUCCCUGCAGGGAUUCCAGAACCUGUGGAGAAACAAAGGUCAGGGUGAGGGACAGCAGUGACCUUGGACACUGCAGCACAACCUC
Messenger RNA from Zonotrichia albicollis (white-throated sparrow), 1010 nucleotides. The record is from RefSeq and is a predicted model, not a curated record. Lineage: Eukaryota; Metazoa; Chordata; Aves; Passeriformes; Passerellidae.